AUGUCCAUUGCAAAGAAGCAAAGCUCCAAGACCGAAUGUCCAGAAGUGACGUCUUCUUUGAGAUUAUCAACAACCUUUAACCACUCGACCCAGCCCGUUUAUCUCCCAGCAUUGACCUCUUUCAAACGCCAGCGUUGCCCAAGCCCGAGUCCAAGCUCCAGCUUCAAUUUAAGCACAAAGCCGGAACUGGACAGCGAGACCGACGAACCUCUCACUAUCACGUCCCCUCAAGCGGAGGACCUCUUCAGUACCCGACAGAUCAAGCGUCUCCACCGAUCGAGGCCUCGAUUCCAGAAGCUCACCACCUCCACCACGUUAUCUGAACAAGAUCAUAGAAACAGCAAUCACCUUACUCAAACUGUCGCACACGACGUUCGUACUGGUGCUUAUGCCGUUCCUCGUAGCGAAACCCGUACAACUACUUCUCCCAGUGCAAAUACUCCCAUGACAUCAGCACAGUGGUGUCAAGCCAAGCAAGAGGAUCCCGCCGCAGUGUCCUUGGCUCUAGCUACGAGGGACUUUAUAGGGAUGAGCAUGAGUAUGGACAUGCAGGAGGGGUUUGGGCAAAAUACAAGGGAGGAAGAGGAAGAGAAGGAGGAGAAGAAGGAAGAAGAGAGACCGAAAAAGAAGAAGAAGAAACCAACAAAGAAGGGAUGGGAUGAAGAGAAACAUUUGAGAAGGGUCUUUGAAUGGAUUCCGAGUCCCGGGGGGCUUGAACCGGUGCCUGAGGAGUUUGUUAAGGGGACUGUAUCUUGGUGA
This is a messenger RNA of Neurospora hispaniola, 759 nucleotides long. RefSeq lists its product as uncharacterized. The transcript has a single exon. NCBI's taxonomy places the organism in Eukaryota, Fungi, Ascomycota, Sordariomycetes, Sordariales, Sordariaceae. The record is from RefSeq and is a predicted model, not a curated record. The coding region runs from base 1 to 759 and encodes 252 amino acids.